Molecule: messenger RNA, 4757 nt
Organism: Mytilus trossulus (common blue mussel)
Lineage: Eukaryota; Metazoa; Mollusca; Bivalvia; Mytilida; Mytilidae
Product: reticulon-1-A-like
Exons: 10
Coding region: 113-1207 (364 amino acids)
Cellular component (GO): endoplasmic reticulum membrane; axon
Source: RefSeq, a predicted model, not a curated record
GUUUCUCAAAAUAAUUUAUGUAUGCGCAUGGCCAUAACGUCACUUUUUAACUGCACGGGACAGCUGAGUGAACAGUUUGUAAGAUUAACCAAGAAAUUAAAGGUGUGACAGAAUGGCAGACAACGAUCUGUUAGGAGAUUUCCAGUCAGAAAAUAACUACCACCAAGAGGAUUUCGAGAAAGUGGAGAAAAUACCAGAGCAAGAUGAAGAAAUUUCAUCGAGUUAUGUCGGUGAGGAGGCAGAGGCCGAUCGUUAUGAUCCCGGGCCCGUCAAUACUGAUCCAGUUGAUAAUUUUAGUGAUUUAGUUAACCUUGGUUCUACUGGUCAGUCUGCAUUUGCUACCGCCAAUGACCCCUUUUCUUAUCAGCCCCAAGAACCUACAGCACCCCCUAAAGAAGUAGAUCAACUUAUGUCUGCAUUUGAAAACGAGAACACUGAAAGUGAAACGAAAAAAGAACCCCAACAAGAAGUGCCCAAGCUUCCCAAGACAGAAUCAGUAAAGCAAAGCACAAGUCCACCUGCAGAAACUGCAUCAUGGUUAAAAAAUGUAGAUCCAAGAGACGAUGAAGAAGACAUUUAUUUUGCCUCCGACCAUAAAGUUACGACUAUUGAGGAGGAACCUGAGCAUAAAGUUUUAUUGGAACUAAUCUAUUGGAGAGAUUUAAAGAAGACCGGGAUAGUGUUUGGAUCCAUGUUAUUUAUUUUGCUGUCUCUGGCUAUAUUCUCAGUGCUCAGUGUGUUAGCUUACCUGUCACUAGCUGUCCUGUCAGUCACAUUAAGUUUUAGGAUUUAUAAGAAUGUAUUGGCGGCGGUGCAGAAAUCAGGAGAUGCUCAUCCAUUCAAAGCCAUGUUGGAUCUGAAUAUUGAUUUACCUGAGGAUAAAGCACAAAUGGCUCUGAAGAACAUCUGUAAACAUAUUAACUGUACUGUUAGAGAGCUCAGACGAUUGUUCCUUAUUGAGGAUCUCGUAGAUUCAAUGAAGUUUGCACUGCUGUUAUGGGUUUUGACUUACAUUGGAUCUUGGUUUAAUGGAAUGACUCUCAUCAUUAUGGGUUUGGUAGCUAUAUUUACUUUACCUAAAGUCUAUGAAACAUACAAGGUACAAAUAGAUAAUUAUGUGUCAAUGGCUUGUGACCAAGUCUGUAAAGUUAAAGCUCAAGUCGUAGCUAAGUUACCUUUCCUGAAAAAGAAAGAAAAAGCACAGUAAAGCCAUGAAGAAUAAUUAGUAGACAAGAAAUACACCAUAUAUAUAAAAAAAAGAUGACUGUGUCCUCUGAUUGUGUAUAAACUGAGAGCCAGAAAGUGACAUAUUUAUUUUACAUCACGCUUUGUACCAGUAUUAGUCAUUGUAUCUUAAAUGAUUGAAAUGUUUUUUCGGACUGCAGGACACAUAAUAUUCCAUCUUGAAAGAAUUUUUUGCUAUCAGCUGACGUAAAUAUGCAAAAAAAAUGUUUGAAUUUAAAAUUUAAAAACAAAAAAAAUACUUUGAGAGGAGUAUUGUAGAAUUUUAAAAAAUUUCAUAGUACAUUUUUUGUAAGCUUCAUUAUAAAGUAAAAUGUGUUUUGUGUGUUGUACUUAUUUAUUCAUUGUCCUAAAUGUUGAUCAUAAUUCUUAAAAAUUACAUUGUAAAAUAUUUUUUCUUUCCUGUCGUGUGAUUUUUUUCUGUAUAAAAGUUUUUAGUCUAUAUGUUUCCAUACAAUUAGAAAUACAUGUAAAACACCACAACCUCAGAAAAUUAUUCUUCACAUCCACAUGCAGUUAUUUGUAGGUAAAAACUCUUAUUUUGUAGCAUAAUGUCUAAAAAUUAAGACAAAUUUGCUCUGUUUAAAAAUUACAACUGUCAAUUUGAAUGAAUCACUAUGGAAUUCGAAAAUAAAUAAAAGUAUAUACAACAGGGUUAUAAAUCAAAAGUGCUAUUUACCAUAUUCACAAACAGUACCACCAGAAGCAGUUUUUGAUGGAUAUACUUUUUCAUAUUACAAUUUUAUUUACAAAAACUUUUAAGAAAUAACAUCAUUUAUAAAAUGCUAUUUUAAUUACUGGUAAAAAAAAAAUGAAAUGAAAGGGAAAAAAAGUCAUUUUUUUCUUUUUACCAAAUACCUGUAAUCACAUGCCAUGCUACCAAUUCGUGUGUUUUUUUAAUUAACAAGUUUGAACAGUAAUAUCUUGCUGUAUUAUAUCCCUUAUGACACAUUUACAAAGGUACAUGUAGUAAAAUACCAUAAAAGCCAUGAUAUUGAAAGUAAGUUUGCUAUUAUUGCAUGAAUGUAUUUGAUACAAACAUAAACCAAAAAAAUCUGAAGGGAUUUAAUAACAAGAUGUUCUGUUAAUUAUUUGUUAAUAUAUAGCCAUAUGAACAUAAAUACUGUACCACAGCAUAAUUAUUUAAGGAAGACCUGUUCAUAUGAAAAUAUUUGAAUAAUUUAUUUUAGACUUUCAAAUGCUUGAAAGACUUCAUAGCUUAUAGCAAGUGGUGUAGAAUUUUGUGGGUAUACAAUAGAUGUUAUAUAAGCUAAAUAUGAGAAAAUAAAUUUGGCAAGUUUACACUUAGGAAGAGUGAAAAUUUAUGAAGACUGCUACUUGAAAUAUCCCUAGAUUUUUCAAGUAUAUCAUAAAGUGCUUCAUAAAGUGCUGUAGAAUAGAUAUGGAAUGGAACACCUUGUCUUUAUAUAAUUACUAAGUAAUAUAUGAAAUUAGACCUCACAUUCGUAGCAAGAUAGUCGUCACUGUCUCAUAAAGUUAUGGUAACAAUGCUGUAGAAUAGUAAACAUUGUCAAAUAUGAAAUACACUGUAUAUAUACAUUUCAGUCUUUCUCCUUGAUGUUUUGUAAUACUCUGUUUUUAUUGCCUUGUUAUGUAUAUAUAGAUGUGUGCAAGUCAUCCUGUUAAACCAAUUUGUUCAAGUUUUUAGUUUGAAACAGUCAAUAUUUGUACUUUGGAGUUGAAGGACUUGUUUUGAAGGCUGUGAUCUGUGAAAAUUAAAACCUUUGUUCAGUGCCAUUGGAACAAAUGAAGAAAGUUACAGACUUAUAAUGUGGAAAAGAUAAGACUAUUUUAAGGCAAUUCAAUAAUUAGGAUUAUAUGGUUUUGUGUUCUGUUGGUAGAUAUAUAAGUAGAACAAUACAUCGAUUCAAAUUUAGUCUGAUUAAAAUCAAACCUCUCAUUUCUCCAGGUUCUGAUAUGUCACAUAAAUAAAAUGAAAACAGGUGAGAGGUAUGAAUUUACUUAGACUGAUUUUAGAUGGGAGAUGAUAAAUUUAACUGGUCAAAUAAGCAAGCUACUGGUAGUGCUUUUUGCAUGAUUUAAACCAAUUUUUAGAUGAGCAAUAUAUCAUUGAAGUAGAAGAGGAGAUGGAAAAUUAACAUUACAUUCACAUCAAAGUCCAUGUACGCUUCAUGAAUGCAGAUAUCUGACUGGGCUAUCAUCCACUGGAGUGGUGGAAGUUAUUGAUCUCUUUUGUUUUAUACCAUCAUUGAUUCUUUUAUUAUAUUCUCUAGUGAUGUUGACAUUCAUUGAAAACAGUUAAGAAGUGACUGAAAUAAAAACAUUUGAAUAAGUUGAACAAAAUCUAGUAUUUUAUCAGGGUUUGUGUUUGUUUCAUUCAGUUUGCCGUGAUCAUUUUGGACUUGGUUUCAUUAAAUUGUUCCAUCAAUAUUAAAUCUCGAUUUUUUUUGGCAAGAACAAAGUAGAAAAUAUUAAGGAUUUAUCAUUAUUUGUUGAGUGCUAACUUUCUUAGUAUUGUUGAACCACAAAGUUAAGUGCUCUUUAAUAUACUUUAUAACGUUUUGUUUAUUUCCCGCCCACAUUCACAGUACUUAAACCUGUAUAACUCUAGUAUACAGAAAGCAUGUACUUGGAUUAUUCUGACGUUUUGUUAAAAUUUUAUUCUGAUUUUUCUGCCAUGACUAGAAAUUUUAUUUAUAUAAUGUCUUCCCAACAUAAUUUAGUUGAGUUAGCGGGAUGUCUAUGAACAUAAAGUAUACUAUACAGUUAGGUGUAUCUAAUAUAUUUAUAUAUAAAGUGUAAAGCUUUGUACUGUUUUGUAGUUUUCAAUGUAAAAGUGUAAAAUUUUUAAAAUAUUUAUUUAUUCAACAUAUUCUGAUUCUGUUAUAAACAGUGUACACACUUAAUAAAAAGAUGGAAAUAUUUAGAAAUUCAAUCAUUCUGCAAGUAGAUAUUUUUUUCUUUUUCUUAUCAUCUGACACUCCUGCUUCCUCCACCAAUAAAAACUGACUGCAACAAUAUGCCAAUAGUUCUGUAAGUGGCAUUAAACACCAAUGAUUGAUUAAUCAUUUUUUUCUGCAUAAUGAUUGAUAGUUGUUUUAUUGACAAUCUUCCUGUGUUUUCCAUUUAUCAGUGAUCAACUGAAACUUUUUGAAACAUUUUUUAUCUAGAACCUAAAAAGUUAUGUAUUUGAAAAUUUCAUUCAUCCCAGAGGUACAGGAAAACACUGAUAAAAAGCUGACCAAACUAAACACAUUUAGUGUUUGAGGACAUAUGUAUGGUUGAAGAAAUACUAGUUAUACCAGAACAAAAACAUCAAAUGUUUAUAUUUUCUUGAAGUCUGUAUAUUCUCUCAAUACUGUGACAUUUUGUUAUCAUAAUGUUCUUUUAUUUAAUAUGCAACUCAUUAUUUUAGAGAGAACAUCUUUUUUUCUAUCAUUUAUGUACAUGCAUUUACUUUAAUUCCUGGAGACCUUGUGAUUAAUUGCUUUAUGUGCAAAGCCUUGAAUAAAAUAAACUGAAUGUUGAAAGUA